Messenger RNA from Fusarium odoratissimum NRRL 54006, 4500 nucleotides. Its product is annotated as H+/K+-exchanging ATPase. The transcript has 10 exons. The record is from RefSeq and is a predicted model, not a curated record. Gene Ontology annotation, molecular function: ATP binding; P-type sodium:potassium-exchanging transporter activity; ATP hydrolysis activity. NCBI's taxonomy places the organism in Eukaryota, Fungi, Ascomycota, Sordariomycetes, Hypocreales, Nectriaceae. The coding region runs from base 1064 to 4348 and encodes 1094 amino acids. Gene Ontology annotation, biological process: proton transmembrane transport; intracellular potassium ion homeostasis; intracellular sodium ion homeostasis. Gene Ontology annotation, cellular component: membrane.
GCUGGCAGCUGCGCCCGUCGCUAGUGUCUCAUCUCGGACACCUCAUUUCAUCCAGGCUUUGUUUCCUCACUGCUAGCGAGCUGCCAGAUUCCGGCUAGAGGGAGGGGUCCGUUGACAAAACCUGGAUCAUGUUACAUUUGCUGCAACCCAUACACCCACUUGCUCGGAAAGAAAAGGCUUGUUUUCUCUUAGCUCUUUGGAUGUCGGUGCUUAAUUCUGUCAAUGGAGUGCAUUGAUCACAUUGUGCCUUUGCUGCAUUAGUUAGACUGAGCUUGCAUACGCGACAGCUUGCCCAGUUCAGGGACAUGCCGAACCGGAUUACCUAGAACGAUCGACGCUGCGCCUCCUCAGCUAAGGAUUUCGUCCAAUGUUAUCGUGUCUUGAUAUUCCCUCACUCGUGCCCUGCAUAUCGAGUCAGACCGUGCACGAGGAACCAAGACAGUUCCAAGACUCCCCACGAUUCCUUCGCGUCAUAGCUCAAGGAUUACUCGUUUAAGCGUAACCAGCUUGCUUAUUGGCAUCGAGGCAGUGCACAUGGUGACCAACCACAUGCCCUAGAAUGGCCAAUCGUGUACGCAUGAAACACCAAGUUGGUGAUAUCUCAACCACAGUAUUGGUACACUCCCAGGGCUAAUCUAAUAUCAUGGCACUGAGGAGGGCGGACGCUAAACGGCCUCCACAUCCCUCUCGUUUAUCGACACCGGUUUUUAAGUUCCCUACGCCUCUUGAUUCAGGCCCUGUGGAGAAAAGGGAUCGAGAAAAGAGAAAAGUCACUAAUCCUGCUUUGAACGUGGAAUUAAAGGCGGAGCUGAGCUAUGAUCUGAGGAUUGUACCUUUGUUAUGGACUCACUUAUACGAAAUACUUCAGCCAGCCUUUACGAGUCGCUUAACGUGAGCUGUCCUGGAAAUGAUGAGCGAUUAUUCUGUUAUCCACAUGCCAAAACAAAUAUCAGGGCUCGCAUUCUCCCAGCUUCUCCUGCCGUUUUACCAUUCUUUUCUACUCUGUUACUGCCUCUGACAUCUCAUCCCUUCUCACUUGGUUACCUGUCCUCUCACCUUCAACAUGAUUGAAGACGAGAAAAAGGACGCCGCUCUUUUCGGUGAGCGCAUUCACUGGAACGAUGACGAUGAAGCCGUUCGGGUUUCGCGUCAUGGUGAACGGCGCUCUCGUAGGCGGUCUCGCUCUCGCUCAAGGGAUUCGUUGAGUAUUCAUAGAGCGGGCUCGAGAAAUCGCGCUGACCCGUCGCUUGUUCUUCCUGUCACCUACCGCACAGUGUCAUUCAAUAUCGAGGAGUCAAAGGGGAAAGAACAAGCUGAACUAGCCAAGGCAAGGGACGUUACGACAAAAGCUUUGACGGACCUCGAGUGGCAUACCAUCGCCCCCUUCGACGUCGAGAAACGACUCACUACUUCAUCCACCGCUGGCCUUUCGACCGAACAAGCUGAGAGGAGACAGCGCGAAUAUGGCAGAAAUGCACCAUCUCCCGCCAAAACCCACUGGUUCAGAACAAUCUUCCUAUACUUCUUUGGCGGUUUCGGAAGUAUUCUGCUUACGGGUUGUAUUCUCGUCUUUGUCUCGUGGAAGCCAUUGGGUGAUCCUCCUGCUGUUGCCAACCUGGCACUCGCCAUUGUACUCCUCGCCGUUUUCUUCAUCCAAGCACUCUUCAAUAUGUUUCAAGACUGGUCUACCUCACGUACCAUGUCCUCAAUCAAGAAUAUGCUUCCUGAAGAAGGCCAUGUUAUUCGCGAUGGUCAUCUCGUUGACCUCAAUGCUGCGGACAUUGUCCCAGGCGAUGUCAUCAGGGUCAAGGCUGGUAACAAGCUCCCCGCUGAUAUUCGCUUGAUCGAGGCUUCCUCCGACGUCAAGUUUGAUCGUUCAGUCCUUACAGGAGAGUCUAAACCUGUGGCGGGUACUGUGGAUCAUACUGAUACCAACUACCUUGAGACGCAUAACAUUGGCCUGCAAGGUACACACUGUAUACUCGGUUCGUGUACUGGUAUUGUAGUUGCUACUGGUGACAGGACAGUGUUUGGACGUAUCGCGAGUUUGACGAACGAGCCCAAGGUCCAGAUGACGACGCUUGAGAAGGAAGUACUCUACUUUGUCAUCAUCAUUGCCAGUAUCAUGAUAAGUAUGAUCGCUGUUGUCUGCAUCAUUUGGGGCGCGUUCCUGAAAAAGAAGCAUCCCGACUUCAUCAACGUGCCAACCCUCAUCGUCAACUGUGUCAGCGUCGCCAUCGCUUUCAUCCCCGAAGGUCUUCCCAUCUCCAUCACCGCUGGUCUCACCAUCACCGCCAAUUUGAUGAAGAAGAACAAGAUUCUUUGCAAGUCCCUCAAGACUGUCGAGACACUUGGGUCCGUUUCGGUCGUCUGCUCUGACAAGACUGGCACUCUUACCACUGCCAAGAUGGCGGUCUCUGACUGCGCAGUCGGAGGACUCAACAUGACCAUCGAGAACGCUCGCGGCAAGUUUGGCCAGUCCAAAUCUGCUACCCACCCGAUCAUCCAGCUUCGUGCUUUGGCUGCUCUUUGCAACGCAUCUGAGUUUGAUGCCGCUACAAAGGACGCUCCGCUGACUGAUAGGAGGAUCUUUGGUGAUGCGACUGAUCAAGCUGUCCUCCGAUUCGCCGAAUUUGUUGAUCCCAGCAGUGUUGAUUACUUGCGUGCUUGCUGGAACAAGAUCUAUGACCUUGCUUUCAACAGUAAGAACAAGUUCAUGAUUCGUUGCUUUUCCUGCGCCAGGAACGAGGCUGUAGCUGCUACGCUUAGCAAAGAGACCGCGUUCAACACCGACGAUAUCCUCCUGACCAUCAAGGGUGCUCCUGAUGUUCUUAUCGGUCGCUGCUCGCACUAUGUCUCUGAGCAUGGCGAAACUAUCCCUCUUAAUGCGGCUAUGCGGGCUACGGUGGAGCAGUUGAAGAACAUCUACUCUUCACAAGGUAAACGAUGUUUGUUGCUUGCUCGCAAGAUCGUCAAGGGCAGUGAACUUCCCAAGAAUAGGGAGACGAGUGAGUUUGAGCACGCAGUUACACGGGAGUCAAACACUGGCCUUACGUUGGUUGGAAUGGUUGCUAUUGUCGAUCCCCUCAGGCACGACAUUCCUCAUGUUGUCAGCACGCUGCGCGGCGCUGGUAUCCGAAUCGCCAUGGUCACUGGUGAUUUUGCCCUCACUGCCCUAGCCAUCGCCCGCGAAGCCGGUAUCGUUACCUCCCAAACUGUCGAUGACAGCACAGCCCUCCAGCGCUACAGCCCCGACGAUACCAAAGAUUCACCUAUCUCCCACCUCGGUGCCAUCGUCCUCAGCGGUCCAGAGCUCAUGUCUCUCAAUGAACAUCAGUGGAAGACACUCACUCACUAUGAGGAGAUCGUAUUUGCACGGACAACGCCGGAACAGAAGCUUCGAAUCGUUCGUGAGUUCCAGAAAGGCAAUGUUGUGGCCAUGACGGGCGAUGGAGUCAAUGAUGCUCCAUCACUUAGGGCUGCUGAUGUUGGUAUCUCGAUGGGUAGUGGCUCGGAUAUUGCUAUGGAGGCGGCGGAUAUGGUUCUGCUGGAUACUUUCUCAUCUAUCAUUAUUGCUGUGCAGUAUGGUCGGGUUGUGUUUGACAAUCUCAAGAAGGUCAUCUCAUACCUCUUGCCUGCCGGCUCUUUCUCAGAGUUCUGGCCCGUCAUGGCUUUUGUAGCCUUUGGCCUGCCCCAAGCUCUGUCUUCAUUCCUUAUGAUCAUCAUCUGCUGCUUCACCGACUGCGCCGCCGCGACAAUGCUAUCCUACGAAAAGCCCGAAGCCGAUGUCCUAACUCGUCCCCCUCGCAACAUCAAGAAGGACCGCCUAGUCAACUGGCAGCUCAUCCUUCAGGCAUACGGAGUCAACGGUGUCCUCCAAACAGUCGCCUCCUUCGCCAUGGCAUUCUGGUAUCUCCAGCGUCAGGGCAUCCCCUUCAGUGAGCUGUGGUUCAGCUUCGGAAAGCUUCCUGCUGGUAUUGAUCCAGAUUACUACCUGGCCAAGACCAACGAGGCUUCGUCUAUCUACUUUGUCAACCUUGUUGUGAUGCAGUGGUUCAAUCUGAUGGCGACUAGAACUCGUCGACUCAGUAUCUUUCAGCAUCCGCCACUGUUCAACCCGAACACGCAGAACUGGUACCUGUUCCCUGCUAUCAUCUUUUCGCUUGCUAUGGCUAUCUUCUGGCUGUACAUCCCGCCUCUGCAGCCUGUUCUGGGAACGACGCCUGUCCCUGUUGAACACUGGUUUCUUCCUUUUGCUUUUGGUAUUUUACAGCUUUUGUUAGAUGAAGGUCGCAAGUUUUGUGUCCGGAGAUGGCCUCAUGGAAUAUUAGCCAAGUUGGCUUGGUAAGAGAUGUGUCGCCUUUGGCCUGUUCCUGGCCUCAGCGCGGGCACUCUAGAUUAGGGCUGUUACUCUUUGGGUACGACCUUAGAUAGACACACAAGUAGCGCAUAUGUAUUCGUUAUUCCUAACUGUGAUGUAUUCACGUGACAGUUUCUGAG